AUGUUUAGAACAAUACUUAGAACCAAACCGGUGAGAUAUGUGCCUGCACUAGCCGUGUCGGCUUAUGCAAUCCAUUACCAAUUGCAGCAAUUUCAUCAUCAACAGCAACAUAUCAUUAAUUUAGAUUCGCAACAAGACAGCAAUGCCGUUGUGGGUAUUGCUGGCCUGGAAGUGCGUAAGCCAUUUGCUACAUACACCGAUCAGAUCGACGUUGAUAAUUCUAUAUCGUCUUUCCCCACCGUGAUCUCCAAAGCUGAGUAUUCUUCAGAGCCAUUUGAAUUGGUGGGGCACGGUGUUCGGUCAGUGACGUUUAUUGGGUUUAAAGUGUAUGGAAUUGGCAUUUAUAUUGCUCAGCAAGAUAUACCUAAGACCAUCAAGAUUUUAAAAGAUUUCUCCAUCAAUAACCCAGUAUUGCCUGAUGAUGACAGUUUAGUUGGAGUAGCCAAGGCCAUCAUCGAUAACCCAUCAGAAUCCGACCAAGUUGCCUAUGACAUGUUGGAUAACGGAGUCCGGUUCUUGGCUAGGUUAUCACCAGUAAGAAACACUGAUUUCAACCAUAUGAAGGAUGGAUUAAUCAAAAGUAUCUUGUCGGGCCAUCAAGAUAAAGAUACAAAGCAACAAUUGAAUGAAGGAUUGGAUGAGUUGCGUCAAAUUUUCACAAAAGUUAGAGGAUCAGUACCCAAGAAUGAUAUAUUGGUAUUGGAGAUGUUGCACAAUGGCGGGUUGGGGUUGAGUUAUGUCAAUCAAAAGCUGGGUGAAGUGAAGCCAAUGGGAAUUGUGACGAACCCAUUGAUUGGUAAGACUUUGAUGUGGAAAUACCUUAGUUCGACUAAACCUUUGAGUGAAUCUUUGAGAGAAAGCUGUACUACUGGAUUUGGAGCAAUUUUGGACCAUUAUGGAAGUGGGAAAAGAUAA
Lodderomyces margitis is the source of this 915-nucleotide messenger RNA. RefSeq lists its product as uncharacterized. Lineage: Eukaryota; Fungi; Ascomycota; Pichiomycetes; Serinales; Debaryomycetaceae. The transcript has a single exon. The record is from RefSeq and is a predicted model, not a curated record. Gene Ontology annotation, molecular function: intramolecular lyase activity. Bases 1 to 915 code for a protein of 304 amino acids.